CAUUAAACAAAGAAGGGAAACAAAGUUUAAGGGAACUAAUGGCAAUGGAAACCGACGUUAUAAUGAAUAAAUUUAAAAGUUCUGACAUGUCAGAGGGGUUCAACACUAGAUCCAUAUGGACACGAGUUCAGAGUGAGAAUGUUUCCAGGGCAGAUUCAACUUGCAGCCAGGGAUCGGGAGGAGGCGAAGGACAGGCGCCGGCUCAGCCGCCGCUGCCGCCAGUACCACAGGAAGCAAAACCCGCCGAACCUAUUAAGGCUGUACCUGCAAUCGUAUCAGACAUACCAUCUGAACUGAUACCACCUGAAUCAAAAACAGUCGAGAGUCCAACAUCACCAACACAGAAGUCAGAAGAGUGUAAUAAUGAGGUCAAGACUGAAGGGGAAAAUAAAGAGGUAACAGAUGAAAAUGUUGCUCCAACAGUAGUCGAGGCAGGAAAUCUACCUGAAGUUAAACAAGAUGGUCUCGCUAAUGGUGAUAAUUCGAAUGAUUGGCAACAGAGAGAAGCGGCACUUCUUAUAAAAAUACAAGAAUUAGAAAAAGUGAAAAACGAAAAAAGUCAAGACACCCUAAGGAUGGAGUUGAAGGUGCGAGAGGAAGAAAUAGAUCUGCUGAAAGCCCGUGUUAAAAAUCUCGAAACAGAGCUACAAGCGGCUCUUUCCAAGCCCGGUCCAAAGAAUAAUGAGAUGAUUGAAAACAUUAAGCAACAACACGAAGAGCUCCUCAGUAAAGCUCGCGGCAUGAUAUUCGACAAGACGAAAAUGGUUAAAAACCAAGAGCUGCAGAUAGAAGCUCUGACGACGCAGGUGCAGUCACUCAAGGAUAUCAACAUGAUUACCAAGGACCUACUGGAGAUCAGGAAUUCGGAAAUUAAGGCUAUGGAGGACCGUCUCCAUGCGAUGGAGGAGCGUUUCAAGACGGAGAAAGAGCGCUACGGGCUAGUGUUGCAGCGCGCGCAGACCAGCUCGAACAUCAACGACGACCUCAAGAAAGAGUACGAGACUCAACUUAAAAUAUUUAAGGAACUCCGAUCAAAGUAUGAGCAGAGGGUGGAGGCUCUACUCGCAGAGAACAACAAAUUGAAAUUAGAUUUAGCCAGAUCUAAUGGAGCUGGGACUGGGACGUCUACGGAAACGCCGAAAUAAUUACACAAGGACUUAACAA
This is a messenger RNA of Cydia amplana, 1164 nucleotides long. RefSeq names its product epidermal growth factor receptor substrate 15 homolog. The transcript is spliced from 8 exons. The record is from RefSeq and is a predicted model, not a curated record. The coding region runs from base 39 to 1145 and encodes 368 amino acids. NCBI's taxonomy places the organism in Eukaryota, Metazoa, Arthropoda, Insecta, Lepidoptera, Tortricidae.